Meyerozyma guilliermondii ATCC 6260 is the source of this 555-nucleotide messenger RNA. It is a transcript of the gene TOM22, whose product is annotated as Tom22p. Gene Ontology annotation, cellular component: mitochondrial outer membrane. The transcript has a single exon. The coding region runs from base 1 to 555 and encodes 184 amino acids. Lineage: Eukaryota; Fungi; Ascomycota; Pichiomycetes; Serinales; Debaryomycetaceae. The record is from RefSeq and is a predicted model, not a curated record. Gene Ontology annotation, biological process: intracellular protein transport.
AUGCAACCAAUAUCUCCAACCUGCAGUAGAAGUCGUGCGCGUUUCGUCAAAUUUUUAGUAACCUCACCGAACAGCAAGAGUUGCCCGUUAACACCCACCCAAAUGGUUAAAUUAACUCAAGUUGACGACGCUACCGCAAACGAUUUCACCGCCUCUGAGAAGCAGACGUUUGCUCACUCGGCUGGCAGUGACUCUGAAAUCAGUGAUUCUGACUCCGACAUCGAGGACGAUUUCGACCUUGAAAACGAGACAUUGGUCGAUAGAUUGGUGGCUUUGAAAGACAUUAUUCCUCCUCAAAACAGAACACAAAUCUUGAAUGCCAGUGAGGUUGCCAAGAGCUACCUUAUUUCCGCACUUCAUAGAUCAGGAAACUUGUUGUGGGGUUUGACCUCAUCGGCAUUAUUAUUGGGAGUUCCAUUAUCGUUGGCCAUUUUGGCUGAAACCCAGUUGCAAGAGAUGGAGAAGGAAAUGUCAUUACAGCAGUCUGCACAGGAUGUGUUGGCUCCUGGUUCUGAGUCUGCGUUUGGCGAUGAGAAGAAGGUUGCGACUGCUUAA